This is a messenger RNA of Myripristis murdjan (pinecone soldierfish), 3697 nucleotides long. It is a transcript of the gene tk2, whose product is annotated as thymidine kinase 2. Gene Ontology annotation, molecular function: deoxynucleoside kinase activity; ATP binding. The transcript has 10 exons. NCBI's taxonomy places the organism in Eukaryota, Metazoa, Chordata, Actinopteri, Holocentriformes, Holocentridae. The record is from RefSeq and is a predicted model, not a curated record. Gene Ontology annotation, cellular component: cytoplasm; mitochondrion. The coding region runs from base 148 to 996 and encodes 282 amino acids. Gene Ontology annotation, biological process: nucleobase-containing compound metabolic process.
UGCCUAUGUGCCUAUAUAAAGUUAGAUUGUAACCGGAAGUACAUGUCAGCAUGAUGAUACACACUCUAGUACAGUAGGUGGCGAUAUUCAAGUUGGUUGCAACACGUCAAUAACCAAGAGAAGAAGAAGAAGUGGUGUGGUUAAGAGAUGUCGGCAGCCUGCAGGUAUACGAGGUUGUUUUUUAGUUUUGUGAGAGUCACAUCUGCUCAGCCCGCUGCAGCUUGUAAGCAGUUUGCUGCUGGCUGUAGCAUCCGGUCAAAGCCAGCCGGUCGGAGCGUCGGGAUGAUCCUGAGCAGAACUCACAGCAGCACACAGCACGUCAACACAGAGAAGCUGAUGCAAAACGGACAGGAGAGGAAAGCAGUGAUCUGUAUAGAGGGAAACAUUGCCAGUGGGAAGACAACAUGUCUGGAAUAUUUCAGUAAAACUAGUGACUUAGAGGUUCUAACAGAGCCAGUUUCUAAAUGGAGGAAUGUCCGUGGUCACAACCUUCUGGGUCUGAUGUACCAGGAUCCAAUGCGGUGGGGCAUCACACUGCAGACUUACAUACAACUCACCAUGCUGGAUAGACAUCUGUCAGCCAUAUCAGCUCCGCUUAAGAUGAUGGAGAGGUCCAUCUUUAGCGCCAAGUACAUCUUUGUGGAGAAUCUUCAUAGAAGUGGGAAGAUGCCAGAGGCGGACUAUGCUGUUCUCAGUGAGUGGUUUGAUUGGAUCACAGCUAACUUAUCCAUUACUGUUGAUCUGAUUGUCUACUUACAGACAUCACCCAAGACUUGCUAUGAGAGGUUGAAGCAGAGAUGCAGAGAGGAAGAGAAAGUCAUUCCUUUGGAGUAUCUGGAAUCUGUACACCAGCUGCAUGAGGACUGGCUCAUCAACCAAACCUCUUUCCCUCUUCCUGCUCCUGUCUUAGUGAUCCCUGCCGACCACGACCUCCAGAAAAUGCUGCACCAAUAUGAGCAAAACCGAGACAAGAUCCUUGCAGCUAGCCACCUCUGACAUCUCCAAUACAGACACACACAAACACACCCAGACAUCCAGACCGAAAAUGACUUGGAAGCUCUAGGAAACCUCUUCAUGUUACUAGGAAACCUCUUCAUGUUACUAGGAAACCUCUUCAUGUUACUAACAUUUUAGCCUACAGGAUUUUAGUAGUUUAAUUGAUGUUUCUGGAAGCAGACAAGGUUUUCAUAGGUAGAUUUUGAUUACAAUAGUAUUUGGCACUCCAGACGAACGGAGGGCCAUUUGUCUGUCCAUUCAUUUGUCUCUCAUGAGCGAUUUGUGAGAUGCUGGCUUGUUUUGGAUGAAACAUGGAGAAUAAUGGCCUCUAACACUGCCAUUAAGCUUCAUCUGAAUAUCUUGGACACUGAUGGGUCAAAUUUGAUGAACCUUUGUGGAAUGAUGUAGCCUGCAUCCUGCCCUCAUAAAUUGCCAUGCCCACAUUUUUGAAGUACGCGGUUAUUCCUGAGGUCUGGAACUGCUCUCAUUCCCACAGGUAGAUUUGACUGGAAUCUGUGCGAGAUGCCUGAUUGGCUGGUCAGCAGAUUCUCUGAUCAUGCCUUCACAGUGAGCAGGGAGAAGUAAACAAACAUAGCGGCUGUGAAGAGUUGUGGUGGCGUGGCUCAGUUUUUUUUUCCUCAUAAAUUUAUCGGUUUGAUCCCCGGCUCCUCCAGAGUGUGUCAAAGUGUCCUUCAGCAAGAUACUGAACCCCUCACCGCUCCUGAUGGACAGCUAGGCACCUUGUCAUGGUAUCGAUAAACUAAAAAGCGAAAAUUAAGUCAGUGAAAAAUCGUCACUGAUAGAGACUCCAGUUAAGCCAGACCCCGCUUAAUUACAGCAUGAUUCAUGGAGUCUUGAAACCAGGCUAGGAAUGAUACAUUGUUACAUUGAUAUUCAGUAUCCGCAAAAUGAAAUUGAUUGUCCACCACAGGACACCACGAGACACGAUGCCAGUCCUUCAGGAUCUCUCAUGGAUCUGGGGAGCAGAUUUUCAGCACCACUGACAAAAACCAGUGGAAAUAUUAAAACACACAAAAGCAACGAGAAUACUGAGUAAUGAGGUUAAGGCAGGAAAAAAAACAUUUGCGUGUGUGAGACUGAAUACUCAAAAACCCCAGUCUACAUGUGGUAACUCAGUAAGCAGUCUUUUCUUGGACCGUUAAUUAAUAAAAAGCAUUCUGUGACACCCAUCUAGAAUAGAUAGUGAAGUUUUUAUUCUCCUUUGUGUUGUAAGCCUACAUUGCGUGUUUAUCCUCUUUUCAUCCACAUAUGCAGAUAAAAAAUAGAAACAUAACAGCCAUUAUAGAUUGCAGUUGUUAUGUUAGUGUGUGUGUUGCCUAAAUGUUGGGACCAUUUUGUCAGCAGCAUCAAUAGUAGGCUACAAAGUCCAUCACCAAUCAUGGCUUUUCUUUCAGUUCAGCCAUGGUUAAAAUACUAUUGCAACAUAGUAGUAGAAUAGUCAGAUAUUCAGACUGAAUGUCCAUUCUGUCUCCACUCCAUUAUUCAGUCUGCGAUUGUGCUCACCAAUUUCUAUAGGCGGAGAGAUUUGAAUCCCACUUACAAAUCACUAGACUGCUGUGUCCUGCUGCUGACAGACUUUUCAGUCGACACAGUAGGUGCUUCAGUCAGUUUGCACCACUGCUGCGAGUCAUCAGUUAACAGCUUCAGCCACCAAUAAUCUUCAGUCAGUACCAACUCAGCUUGUUGGUCAGUGGGGUCGUAACAAAUGAAAGAGGUUUAUAUUGCCAAAAAGCAAAUGAAAAACGUGUGAAACUAGUGUGAAACCAGUCUAGUGGUAGAAUAGUAGAGGUUGAAACAUUUUAUAGCCACGGUGCAUUCUGGGGAGAUGCUGAACCUGCAUUUAGUUUAUAGAUAUCACACACAUGUAAUUUGCUGCUAGAGAGCGCUAGAGAAGUCUAGAACUGUCCAACAAAAAGCCAAAAGAGGGUUGUAAUAACAUUGUAUAUUAAUUUGUAUAUUAAUGUCACUGCACCACUGAAGAGUUAAGUUGCGCAGAGUUAAGUUAUGACAUAGUUUCUCUGAUGGUGGGAUGUUCCCACUGCUUAGUAUUCAGUCCCAUUACCAAUAACACAUGGCAAUGUAACUACCUCACUGGUUAGGUCUAUCUUGGUCACUUGGACAGUCCAUACAGCCACUGUGGUCUCUUAUGUUUUUUUUUUUUUUUUUUUUUAGUGUUACAUAUUGCUCUUUUUUUUUUUAUUUUUAUCUUUUACAAAUGUAAUGGGAUCACAAUAAAUAUACUGUAUGUUCAUAUACAGACAAGAUCUGAGUUUCUGUUGUGAAAAUACAGGUAAAUCCAUCCAGCUGUAAUAGUUUACAUGGGACCACUGCUUGAAAAGAGAGAUUUUGGUCUUAUUUUUAUUCCUUGAAUACCAGUCACAUUAUUUUCCUGAGUCUAAUAGCUUGUAGCUAUCUGACUCACGUUUUUGUCGCAAGACGCAGGAAUCUUUUUCCUCCACUGUGUUUGGUGAAAAUAUUAGCAGACCUUUUAAAAACCUUCUUGUCCAGUAACUCUUACUCCACAGUAGGAAAAUGAAGUGUAAUAAUGUUGUUUGACAUUUUUUGCAGUAUCUGUCUCUGCUUUUUUACAUUUUAGCUUUGACUGUUUGAUCUGUUGAUUUAUAACCAUGAAUAGAGGCAUCUGAGGGAGAACUGUAAAAUAGAAAAAGGGAGAAAAGUA